Prunus armeniaca (apricot) is the source of this 1074-nucleotide messenger RNA. NCBI's taxonomy places the organism in Eukaryota, Viridiplantae, Streptophyta, Magnoliopsida, Rosales, Rosaceae. The record is from the annotation of a GenBank genome assembly.
AUGGGGAUGGAGGAUGAAAUCAAGAGAUUAAUCAAGGUAUGCCUCUCCAUCUUGGCCUCUCUUUGCUACACCUAUUUCAUAGCUUCUAAGAUUCCCAAAGGCAAACUCAGGUUCUUCUCUCUCCUCCCCAUCUUCUGCCUCUUCACCAUCCUCCCUCUCUUUCUCUCCACUGCCCUCCCUGGUGGAGUUAUUGCCUUGUUCAUCACCUGGGUUGGUAGCUUCAAGCUCCUACUGUUCUCCUUUGGUCUGGGCCCACUUUCAUCUGGCCCACCACUAAACUCUCUCCUCCUCUUCAUCUUCACCACUUGUCUCCCAAUCAAGGCAAAGCAAGAUGGACAACAACACCACCAAAUUGCUCCAAACCACAAGACACCUCAAAACCCUAAAUUUCCUCUCAAUUUGCCAACCAAAGUCUUGCUUUUUGGCAUAUUGGUUGCUCUAACUGACUUCACAAAAUAUGUGCACCCCAACAUUUUACUAGGCCAGUAUUGCUGCAUGUUGUAUCUUUUUGUGGACAUAAUAGUAGGCUUGAGCAAUGCUACCUUGCGAGCCCUUCUUGGCGUGCAACUCGAAUCACCGUCCAAUGAGCCUUACCUUUCCACUUCGCUACAAGAUUUCUGGGGCCGGAGGUGGAACCUCAUGGUAACAAAUACACUUCGCCACACGGUACAUAAGCCCGUGCAGUUGGCCAUGGAGAACUUCUUGGGGCCCAAGUGGGCCCCGCUGCCAGCUGUUUUUGUUGCUUUUUUAGUAUCCGGUUUGAUGCACGAGCUCAUAUUUUUUUACAUGACACGUGUGCCUCCCACGUGGGAAGUGACAUGGUAUUUUGUUCUACAUGGGAUGUGUUUGGUGGUGGAGUUUGGUGUGAAGAGAGCGUUAAGUGGUGGAAGGUGGCAACUGCAUUGGAUUGUGUCAAUGUUGUUGACCAUCGGGUUUGUGGUGGUUACCGCGACUUGGCUGUUCUUUCCACCGUUAGUGAGGAACGGCGUGGACACAAGAGCUAUUGAAGAGUGCAAGGAAUUGGUAGUAUUUAUGAAGGAAAAGUUAAAAUGGGAUGGUCUGCACAAAAUUUAA